Eupeodes corollae is the source of this 3407-nucleotide messenger RNA. RefSeq names its product transmembrane GTPase Marf (gene Marf). The transcript has 11 exons. Gene Ontology annotation, biological process: mitochondrion localization; mitochondrial fusion. Gene Ontology annotation, cellular component: mitochondrial outer membrane. Lineage: Eukaryota; Metazoa; Arthropoda; Insecta; Diptera; Syrphidae. The record is from RefSeq and is a predicted model, not a curated record. Gene Ontology annotation, molecular function: GTP binding; GTPase activity. Bases 433 to 2763 code for a protein of 776 amino acids.
GUUAUUCGUAAUCGCCGUCGUCGGUAUAUUUUCUUGUUGUUACAUCAUUAUCAAACUAGUGCAAAAUAGAUUAGUAAUUUCAUAAAUUAUUAGGAACUAUUUCCAAAUUAAACAAACUAACAUCAUUUCUCAUAAUUUUUAAUAUCCAGAUCCGAUAUUUAAAAGCAACAAGUUUUAUGAAAUAUAUGCUUACUUGGAUUAGUAAAAAUGACAGAAAUUGACCAGUUCAGUCGCUGAUUAUUUUCAUAAGCGCAAAUAAUUUAUUUUUUAAUCAAAAAGUUUUAAUUUGCUAUAAUUUACCGUUACCGUUAUAAUUUUCUUUCGAAUAUUUUGUUGAAUUUUGUUUGCAUCUCUGAUGCUGAAGUUUAAAUGAUAUUUACACAAACUAAAUUGCAAACAACCUAAUUAAUUGUUAACUUUAAAUAAAAAAUAAUGGCGGCAUAUUUGAAUCGCACACUUUCAAUGGUAAUCGGACACGACGGCAAUACGGCUUCAUCGAUCGACACAAAUGCUCGUUCCUUGCAAAAUGCUGCCGCUCUUGACAAAUCUCCUCUUCAGAUAUUCGUGAAGGCUAAAAAGAAAAUCAAUGAUAUCUACGGUGAAAUCGAGGAAUAUGUUAUUGAAACCACCCAAUUUAUUGAUAUUCUUCCAGAAGAUGUUGACGUUGUUGAUAAAUCAGAAAGAGAACUUUUCCAUAGCUACGUACACAAAAUUACAGCAAUUAGAGAAGUUUUGUGUAGAGAUCACAUGAAAGUAGCUUUCUUUGGAAGAACCUCAAACGGGAAAAGUUCGGUCAUAAAUGCUAUGCUUAGAGAAAAAAUAUUACCCAGUGGAAUUGGGCAUACAACAAAUUGUUUCUGUCAGGUCGAGGGCAGUGAUGAUCAAGAAGCAUAUUUAGUUAAAGAAGGGAGCGAUGAAAAACUCAAUGUUGUGAACAUCAAACAACUAGCAAACGCUUUGUGCCAGGAAAAACUCAGUGAGAGUUCAUUAGUACGGAUAUUUUGGCCUCGUGAGAGGUGCAGCCUCUUACGCGACGAUGUUGUUUUCAUGGAUUCACCGGGAGUUGAUGUGUCACCAAAUUUAGACGAUUGGAUUGACAAUCACUGCUUGAAUGCAGAUGUUUUCGUUUUAGUUUUAAAUGCUGAGUCAACAAUGACACUUGCUGAAAAAUCUUUCUUCCACACAGUUUCGCAGAAACUAUCUAAGCCGAAUGUUUUUGUUUUGAACAACCGCUGGGAUGCAUCAGCUAACGAACCAGAAUGUCAAGAAUCGGAUCUAGAAAAGGUCAAAUCUCAACAUACUGAAAGGUGCAUUGACUUUUUGACCAAAGAAUUAAAAGUGUGCACUGAAAAGGAGGCAGCUGAACGCGUCUUUUUUGUUUCAGCUAGAGAAACACUUCAGGCCCGUCUUGAAGAAGCGAAAGGCAAUCCAGCUCAUAUGGGUGCUAUUGCUGAAGGUUUCCAAAAUCGGUAUUUUGAGUUUCAAGAUUUCGAGCGUAAAUUUGAAGAGUGUAUAUCAAAAAGUGCAGUAAAGACAAAAUUCGAACAACACAGUUCACGUGGGAAAAAUGUUUCCAGUGAAAUGCGCCAGAUGCUAGAUAACAUAUACGAUCGAGCUAAUUCAUUCAGGAACCAAAAAAUCGACCAAAAAAAAAUGAUAACAGACCGAAUUCAAGGAACGGAAACUCAAAUGAUGCAAGUGACCAGAGAGAUGAAGUUGAAAAUUCAUAAAAUGGUUGAAGAAGUUGAACAAAAAGUUUCAAAAGCACUCAAUGAAGAAAUUUGGCGUCUCGGUGUUCUUAUCGAUGAGUUCAACAUGCCAUUCCAUACCGAGCCAUUGGUUUUGAAUAUAUAUAAAAAGGAAUUGAAUGGACACGUUGAAGCUGGUCUUGGAUCGAAUUUACGUGCAAGAUUGUCAAUGGCCUUAGCUAUGAAUGUUGAAACUGCUCAACGUGAAAUGACAGAUCGGAUGCACGCACUUGUUCCCAGUGAAAAGCUUGUUAUUCAAACAAAAGUAGUAACACGAUCUCAACCCUUCGAAAUGCUUUACUCACUUAAUUGUCAAAAUCUUUGCGCCGAUUUCCAAGAAGAUCUUGAAUUCAAGUUUUCAUGGGGAAUAACUGCAAUGAUACAAAGAUUUACAGGCAAAACCAAAGGACACAACAAAAAAGUUCCUGCUAUAACCUCAAAUAGACACAAUAGUAAUAUGCUAUCACCUGUAACACCGACUUCUGAAACACCAUUAUGUCUUAUGCCAACAAAUGCUGGUGGUAUAACACAAGAACAAUUGUCAAUGAUUUCCCGUUUUGCGGUAGCUUCUAUCGGUUCACAAGGAACAGUUGGCGGACUGGUUGUAGCAGGAAUUAUGCUGAAAACAAUAGGAUGGCGAGUUCUUGUCGGCGUUGGUGCCCUUUAUGGUUGCAUAUACCUUUAUGAACGUUUGUCGUGGACGAGUUCUGCCAAGGAGCGUGCAUUCAAAAGUCAAUAUGUGCGCCACGCAACCAAAAAACUAAAAAUGAUUGUAGAUUUGACAUCCGCCAACUGUAGUCAUCAAGUGCAGCAAGAGCUUUCAAGCACGUUUGCGCGUUUGUGUCGCGUUGUUGAUAACGCCACCACUGAUAUGAAUGAAGAACUCAAGGGAAUCGAGACCUCUCUUGCCAUUCUUGAGGCUAACCAAAAGCAAAUAAAGUUGCUGCGCAACAAGGCAAAUUAUAUUCAAAACGAAUUGGAGAUUUUCGAGAACAAUUAUAUUAAGUCGAAUUGAUUAUCGGCCAAAAAGAAUGACGAAUCCUAUAAUCGUUUUAAAAUCACCCAGCGAAACAUACAUUCUCGUCAAACGAUCAAUACUUGUAAAAACUCAAAAUUUGCUAGAAUCAACAAGCAUUGCAAUAAAGUCGACUCAAUUUAUGUUAAUCCCUAAAAAAUAGUUAAUAUAAAAUGAGAUUGGUAUCUCAAAAGCUCUUGGUCAGAGUUUUUGAUAGUUAAAAACGCUAGAAAAAUUAUAAUUAUUAUCAUAAUUUUGUAUCGAAAUGAAAUAUUUAACUUCAUUGGUAAUUAUUAUUAUUUGUUUAAUUUAUUGCCUUUAAAAUUGUUUAAAUAUUGGAAACUUAAAAUUUAUCAAAUAAAAUUCGUAUUAUAUCUACUAACUACAACAUAAAUAAAAUAAUAAUAUUGAAUAUAAAAGUUGUUGUCAACUUUAAUUAUCUAUUAAAAAUAUAAGACAGGUAAUGAAAAUGGAACAUUAAAUACAUAAACCAAGUGAAUAUUUUGUAUCGAUGAUAACGCACCGAUUUAAAACUAUAAGUGAACAAAUGGGUUCAAUUAGAACUUAAAGUAAAGCUUCUAUGUUUUGUUGAUGUGCAAUAAAAAUAACAUACAUAAUUGAAAACAAUUGAAAGUGAGGCGAAA